CAAUCCAUUCUGGCAAUUCUCAAUCAAACUCAUUAUACCGGUUUUCCAAUUAUCGAUCCGCUUACACAAACUUGACACGCUAAAUCGCGUGCUACUUCGUUCAUGCUCGGAAAAUGGCAUCGUUAACAUCGAUGUUGAGCAAGGAUGUGCCUGAUAUCGAAAAUAUACUAAACAUCAAUUCGAAAAUCAAACUUCAUGCAAAUCUUGUGCCAUCGGCGCGUACCAAACAGAACAAAGAACACUGGAAAAGAAAUAUCCAUGAGAAAUGUGAUAGUUGCAUGUCUUUGACAAAGAACUUUGAUGACAUCAAGCACACUACAUUGAGCGAGCGUGGAGCUUUGAAAGAAGCAGCACGUUGUUUAAAAUGUGUCGAUGCACCUUGUCAAAAAUCCUGUCCCACACAACUAGACAUCAAAUCCUUCAUUACCUCAAUUUCCAACAAGAAUUACUAUGGCGCAGCUAAGGCAAUUUUGUCUGACAAUCCUCUCGGUCUCACCUGUGGCAUGGUUUGCCCAACUAGUGACCUUUGUGUGGGUGGAUGUAAUCUUUACGCAACCGAGGAAGGACCUAUUAACAUUGGUGGACUUCAACACUUUGCGAUGGAUAUUUUCAAGCAGAUGAACAUACCUCAGACUAAAAUACCUAAUCAAACAGUACCUCAUGCAAACACGAAGAUUGCUUUGCUCGGUUGUGGUCCAGCUUCUCUCUCAUGUGCGACAUUUCUCGCUCGACUCGGUUAUAAUGAUAUCACAAUAUUCGAGAAAGAAAAAUAUAUUGGUGGACUUAGCUCUUCUGAAAUACCACAGUAUAGACUUCCGUAUGAUGUUGUCAACUUUGAAGUGGAUCUCGUCAGGGAUUUAGGAGUGAAAAUUGAAUUGGAAAGAUCACUAUCUGAAGAAGAUUUGACAAUACAGGGUCUUCAACAUGCUGGAUACAAAGCGAUCUUUUUGGGUAUUGGAUUACCUGAUCCAAAGAAUAUACCAAUCUUCGAAAAUCUUACAUCGGAAAUGGGCUUUUUUACCUCAAAAAGUUUUCUGCCAAUCGUUGCAAAAAGUAGUAAGCCGGGAAUGUGCGCUUGUAAGAAUCAGAAAUUUCCAUCUCUUCGAGGCAAUGUGAUCAUUCUUGGUGCGGGAGAUACCGCAUUCGAUUGCGCCACUUCUGCUUUGCGAUGUGGUGCCAAAAAAGUCUUUAUUGUCUUUCGAAAAGGCUUCACCAACGUGCGGGCAGUUCCAGAAGAGAUGGAUCUGGCAAAGGAAGAAAAAUGCGAAUUCAUACCUUUCCAAUCGCCGAAGCGAGUCAUCAUUCGCAAUGAGAGGAUCGCCGCAAUUGAGUUUUGCAGAACUGAACAGAAUGAAAAUGGUGAAUGGAUAGAAGACGAAGAGCAAAAAGUUGUCUUGAAGGCAGAUUUCGUGAUUUCGGCUUUCGGUUCGGGACUGUAUGAUUCUACUGUGAAACGUGCUAUGAUACCGGUUGAAAUAAAUGGCUGGAACCUACCGGAAGUGGACGAGACUACAAUGAUGACAUCGGUACCAGGUGUAUUUUGUGGAGGUGACCUUGCAGGUGUUGCUCAGACAACCGUGGAAUCUGUGAAUGAUGGAAAAACAGCUGCAUGGUAUAUUCACAAAUACAUACAGGAACUCUAUGGCUUGAUAGUGCCAGAAAUCCCGCAAUUACCAAAAUUCCAUACCGCCAUUGAUGAUGUUGACCUCAGCGUUAAGAUAUGCGGGAUGAAAUUCGAAAAUCCUUUUGGUCUCGCUUCUGCACCACCCUGUACGUCCAGUGCAAUGAUUCGGAGAGCUUUUGAAGCCGGUUGGGCUUUUGCUGUCACAAAAACCUUCUCUUUAGAUAAGGAUCUCGUCAUCAAUGUAUCGCCACGUAUUAUCAAAGGCACUACAUCUCGUCAUCAUUACGGACCUGAGCAAGGCAGCUUCCUGAACAUCGAGUUGAUAUCCGAAAAAACCGCCGAUUAUUGGUGUGGCAGUAUUACUGAGUUGAAGCGAGAUUUCCCUACAAAAAUUGUCAUCGCAAGUAUUAUGUGUACGUAUAACAGAGCCGAUUGGACAGAAUUGGCGAGAAAAGCGGAAGCGGCUGGUUCUGACGGCUUGGAAUUAAAUCUAUCUUGUCCACAUGGUAUGGGUGAAUCAGGAAUGGGUUUGGCCUGUGGACAGGAUCCCGAAUUGGUUAGAAAUAUUUCCAGAUGGGUUCGCGAAGCCGUCAAGAUACCAUUUUUUAUAAAACUAACACCCAACAUAACUGACAUCCUUUCCAUUGCCAAGGCAGCUUACGAGGGCAAGGCUGAUGGUGUUACUGCCAUUAACACAGUAUCAGGAUUAAUGGGGCUGCAUGCCGAUGCGACUCCAUGGCCUGCGGUCGGCCUCAAUAAAUCCACAACGUAUGGUGGAGUAUCAGGAAAUGCUACCAGGCCCCAAGCCUUGAGAGCUAUUUCAACGAUUUCGAAACACCUUCCAGGAUUCCCAAUACUCGGCACCGGUGGCGUGGACUCGGCCGAUGUUACUCUGCAGUUCUUACAUUGCGGUGCAUCGGUUGUCCAAAUCUGCAGCGCUAUUCAGAAUCAGGAUUUCACCGUAAUAAAUGAUUAUGUGACUGGCUUAAAAGCAUUAUUAUAUCUGAAAAGCUUGGCACAGGUGAAGGAUUGGGACGGUCAGAGUCCACCGACAUUCAAACAUCAAAAAGGCAAACCUGUUUCGUUGCAGCACGCCCUUGGAAAAAACAUACCAUAUUUUGGUGUAUACCAAAGGCUGCGUGAAAGGAAGAUAGCCGAGCUAAAAGCAAAUUCGAAUCCCUUAGAUCAGGUCGUGAAGACAACACGACCGGCUCCAGAACCGAUUGCACCGAUACCUACUGUCAAAGAUGUAAUUGGUAAAGCGUUGAAUCACAUUAGCAGCUACAAGGAAUUGGACAACAGGAAACAAGUAAUCGCUUUGAUCGACGAUGAUAUGUGCAUAAAUUGCGGUAAGUGUUAUAUGGCUUGCGCAGAUUCCGGGUACCAGGCAAUCACCUUCGAUCCCGAUACUCAUAUUCCAAAAGUGACAGAUGAUUGCACUGGAUGUACGCUUUGCUUGUCCGUCUGUCCGAUUAUCGAUUGCAUCACUAUGGUUCCCAAAACGAUUCCGCACGUAAUUAAAAGAGGGGUGCCGCCAAAAAAUAUAAUCGAAAUUUGUUGAAUAUUACAUAUUGUCUAAAGAAAUUUAUGAUAGCAUUUUACUAUAAAUAAUUAAUUAUUCAAUGAAAAUUAACAUCAUGUAAAAGAUAAUAUGUAAUAUACAUAAAUAAAUGAUAAAUCAUUAUCAUGUGUAAUUAGUAUCAAUAAUUGUAUAGCUAUCUUAAACUAAGUAUACCGUUAGGAUUACUAAUAAAGAUUUCGAUUAAAAAGAUAAAAAA
Pogonomyrmex barbatus (red harvester ant) is the source of this 3402-nucleotide messenger RNA. It is a transcript of the gene su(r), whose product is annotated as dihydropyrimidine dehydrogenase su(r). NCBI's taxonomy places the organism in Eukaryota, Metazoa, Arthropoda, Insecta, Hymenoptera, Formicidae. Gene Ontology annotation, molecular function: iron-sulfur cluster binding; NADP binding; uracil binding. Gene Ontology annotation, cellular component: cytosol; cytoplasm. Gene Ontology annotation, biological process: uracil catabolic process; thymine catabolic process. The record is from RefSeq and is a predicted model, not a curated record.